Larimichthys crocea (large yellow croaker) is the source of this 475-nucleotide messenger RNA. RefSeq names its product histone H2B 1/2. Gene Ontology annotation, molecular function: structural constituent of chromatin; DNA binding; protein heterodimerization activity. The record is from RefSeq and is a predicted model, not a curated record. The transcript has a single exon. The coding region runs from base 35 to 406 and encodes 123 amino acids. Gene Ontology annotation, cellular component: nucleosome. Lineage: Eukaryota; Metazoa; Chordata; Actinopteri; Sciaenidae.
GGUAGAUUAUUUAUCUGUUACAGAUAAAAGCAUCAUGCCAGCUGAUCAAGUGAAAGCGCCCAAGAAGGGCUCCAAGAAAGCCGUCUCAAAGGCCACCAAGAGCGGCAAGAAGAGGAGAAGGACAAGGAAGGAGAGCUAUGCCAUCUACGUGUACAAGGUCCUCAAGCAGGUCCACCCCGAUACCGGUAUCUCAUCCAAGGCUAUGGGGAUCAUGAACUCCUUCGUGAGCGACAUCUUUGAGCGUAUCGCCGGUGAGGCCUCCCGUCUGGCUCACUACAACAAGCGCUCCACCAUCACCUCCAGGGAGAUCCAGACUGCCGUCCGCCUGCUCCUUCCCGGUGAGCUGGCUAAGCACGCCGUGUCUGAGGGCACCAAGGCUGUCACAAAGUACACCAGCUCAAAGUAAACCUCAUGACAACCACCAUCAACCCAAAGGUCCUUUUCAGGACCACACACUCCAUCAACUAAGAGCGAU